Molecule: messenger RNA, 1668 nt
Organism: Struthio camelus australis
Lineage: Eukaryota; Metazoa; Chordata; Aves; Struthioniformes; Struthionidae
Source: RefSeq, a predicted model, not a curated record
CCUUUUGCGUCAAAGAUGGCGGGUGGCGUGGACGGCCCCAUAGGGAUCCCGUUCCCCGAUCACAGCAGCGACAUCCUUAGCAGCCUGAAUGAGCAGAGAAACAAUGGGCUGUUGUGUGACGUGGUCAUCUUGGUGGAAGGCCAGGAGUUCCCCACCCACCGCUCCGUCCUGGCAGCGUGCAGCCAGUACUUCAAGAAGCUCUUCACCUCAGGGUUAGUGGUGGACCAGCAAAACGUGUAUGAGAUAGACUUUGUUAGUGCGGACGCCUUGUCGGCUCUGCUGGAGUUCGCUUACACCGCGACCCUUACCGUCAGCACUUCAAACGUCAAUGACAUCCUCAAUGCCGCCAAACUGCUGGAGAUCCCGGCGGUAAGGGAUGUUUGCACGGAUCUCCUGGACAGGAAGAUUCUGGCCAAAAAUGACCAGAUGGAUACAGUAGAUCAAAUUGAUCAAAGGAACCAUCUCAGAGCAAAAGAGUACCUGGAGUUCUUCCAGAGCAACCCCGUCAAUGGCCACCAAGGCAGCUUUCCGUGGACCAACCAAGAGUUGAGAGACCUUCAGAGACUGAACUUCCGAGGCCAAGAGGAAGAGGAGGAGCCGGACUGCAAUGACAUGGACUUCUACUCGCAAGCCCCCCUAAACGAAAGACCAAAGGUGAAUGACUGUGAUCCCGACAGCAACCCAGCCAUGUGGUUGGACAGAGAAGAGGAGGAGGCCCCUGGGUCCUUAUUUUCACCUUCUCAGAACGGACAUUACAGCAGCCGUGGCCGGCAGACACCAGGAGAAGAGGAGGCAGCUCCAGGGGGUCCUCUGGACCAGCAGGAAGCCGGCGACUCGCCCAGCUUUGCUCCUGCUGGAGGUGAGACGGAGGACGCUGAUGCGAGGGAGGUGGAUGGCUUGGCUGCUAGUGCCCUGCUGCAGCAAAUGAUCAAUUCCGUGGGGAGACAACAGCUCGGGGAGGACGACCGAAAGGACGACGACGGGGUCAUGGAUUAUUACUUGAAAUACUUCGGCAGUUCGAACGAGAGCGACGUGUAUCCGUCCUGGUCCCAGAAGGUCGAGAAGAAGAUCAGGGCGAAAGCAUUCCAAAAGUGCCCCAUCUGCGAGAAGGUGAUCCAGGGGGCCGGCAAGCUGCCGCGUCACAUCCGCACCCACACCGGUGAGAAGCCCUACGAGUGCAACAUCUGCAAAGUCCGAUUCACCAGGCAGGACAAGCUGAAGGUUCACAUGAGGAAACACACAGGGGAGAAACCGUACUUGUGCCAGCAGUGCGGAGCCGCUUUUGCUCACAACUACGACUUGAAGAACCACAUGCGCGUUCACACCGGCCUGCGGCCCUACCAGUGUGACAGCUGUUUCAAGACUUUCGUCCGGUCCGACCACUUGCACAGGCACCUUAAAAAAGAUGGUUGCAACGGCAUCCCAUCCCGGAGGGGUCGCAAACCCCGGGUGAGGGAGGAGGGGGGCCUGCCCACCCCCACGGGGAACCCCGAAGACGGAAGCUUUCCGCCCGCCGCGGAGAGCCAAGAGUCAGAGGACACCGUGCAGAGAAACGGCCAAGAGCAGCACUUUGAAGAUAGUUCUAAUAAUGAAGCGUCGAGAUUGAAUGUAGCAGGAGGGUCGGCGGAGGGUAACACGCAAGGACUCUCCUAAAACCAAAAAAAAAAA